GUAAAUUUAAAGAAGCAGAUGCAUUUGAAACGCAAUACGAUAUUUCUAGGGCUUCGAUUGGAAAACACCAAUUUCUCCACUCCUCUCCUCGAAUUCACGCAUAUUAGCUUAAUCGAUUGCUCGUCACUUCUUAUUAGGUGGUGCUGGAGGCUCUGCUUAAUAUAUUUUCUAAAGCUAGAUUCUGUUGCAUGUAUCUCACUCUGUUAAUUUAGAUGGAGCAUGUUCCCCACUCUAUGGACUUUCCAGUACCUGUAGUGCAAAUGGGAGUGGUACCAAACAUGUCAAACUAUCACGAUCCAAAGCAUUUUAAUGUGACAAUGGGUCAAAUGAGUUUUCUGGAGCCAAUAUCAUAUGAUUCUGAGUUCGAUGCUGUUAUGUUGGCUAGCAAUGAUGCUGUACAGUGGCAAUCUACAUAUGGUAGUGUGGAGUCAAGCUCCAUCACUAUGUCAAACCAACCCAGACUUGAUGAUGCACCUAUACUGGGUAGUAUAACUAGGCCAGUGGAAAGGAAUGCUGAGAUGGGACAUGCAUUGAACAGUUAUGUUUCUCUGCAGAUGCAGUUGCCUAGCAAAGGCACAGUAAAUCUCAGAGCAGAUGAUCGGCCCCUUGGGUCUGUGCAAUCAUCAGAAUCCAGAAGGAAAACCGGACCAGUGCAGCACAGUCUAGGUUCUCCAGAUUCACAGGCUCACUCCGCAUUAAGUAAAAGAAAGGUACACCCUGAGUCUAUUGGUAAAUCUGGCUCACAACGCGGACGGCCUCCAAAGAAGCAAAUUACUAAAAUUGAUUCAGCAACCAAGUCUCAGCCUGUGUUGUCUGAUGCAGUCAGGUCCAAAAUGAGGGAGUCUCUGGCUGCUGCACUGGUUUUGGAAUCUCAAAACCCAGAUAAUGCCUCAACUGGCAAGAAAGAUAAAACUGAGCAUUCUGCUACACAUCAGAUGCUCGAAGGUUUCCAGUCUCGUGCUGUUAAUGAGGGGGUAGAUCCUUCUCAAGGAUCAGCAUUAGAUACUACUAGUGAUUCUCUGGAGUUAUCUUGUGAGAAUUCUAUGAAAAGAAGCAAGUUUAGUGGUGCACAGAGCUUUCAUGAAUUCCAGUUUAAUUCCAGUUUGCCUGAUGGCAACAUUCAAUUCAGUGACAAUAUUUUUAUUAAAGAUGAUCUUUUGCAAGGAAAUGGGCUUUCUUGGGAAAUUCAUGCUGAUGCACAGAUGGAGGAGGGGAAAGUGGAUCAGAAUGAGGAUAAGCCCAAAUCUGCGAAAGAGGAAGCUGACUUCUAUGAUAAUGGAAACGAGGUAGCAAUUUUGACACCAGAGAACUUGGCUAUUAAAAUUGAAGCUGAACUGUUCAAGCUAUUUGACGGCAUAAACAAAAAGUACAAAGAGAAGGGUAGAUCUCUUUUAUUCAACCUCAAAGAUCAGAAGAAUCCGGAACUGAAAGAAAGAGUUAUGUCGGGUAAAAUAUCUCCUGAAAGACUAUGCUCAAUGACAGCGGAAGAGCUUGCUUCCAAGGAAUUAUCAGAGUGGCGUAUAGCCAAAGCCGAAGAAUUGGCUCAAAUGGUAGUUUUACCUGAUACUGAAGUUAAUAUGAGGCGCUUGGUCAAGAAAACUCACAAGGGUGAGUAUCAAGUAGAAUAUGAGCACGAUGAUGAUGAUGGCAUUGCUGAUGAGGUUUCUAGAGGCAGUUCUGUGAACAUACAAAGUUUACUGAAAAAGGAGACUGGAAAUUACUCUCCGAGUCCAAGUUGUACGGAUGAAGACAAUGUUGCUGGUCAAGAAAAAAAUGCAGAAUGCCAGGAAUUUUCUGGUAGCCUGGUUAUUCCCACUGAUGGAAAUGAUUUAAUGCAAGGAAUGAUGGUGGAUGAUAUCAAGGAUGCGGCAUCUCUACCUCCUGUUAUCUCACUGGAUGAGUUUAUGGAAUCCCUUAAUUCCGUACCUCCUUUUGAUAAUUUUUCAGAAGAUGCAGCUCAGAAAAUCUCAGUAGCUCAUGAGGUGAGCCAGAAAGUGGUUAGCAACACUCAGACUUCUGGUAGAGCUUCAAUCUCUCCUAGGGAUGCCCAGGCUUCUUCUCGUAGAGCUUCAAUCUCUCCUGGAGAUGCUCCCUCAAGAAGGGCUGACGUUAGCAAGAAAUAUCAAUCUCUGUUGAAUCAAGUUCCUAGCAGUGCAUUGGAGGUUGCAUCUAUUUGGGAGGGUAUUCUUCAGUUGAAUGUAUCAUCCUUUGUCACUGUUCGUGGUCUAUUUCAGAGUGGUGAAAAGACGUCCGCAAAGGAGUGGUCCCCCUCUCUUGAGAUCAAGGGCAGAGUCCGUCUCGAUGCUUUUGAGAAAUUCCUUCAGGAGCUCCCCAAGUCUCGAACUCGUGCACUCAUGAUAAUCCAGUUCGUGUUGAAGGACAAAUCAUCUGAGAGUCAGCAGUCCACUAUUUCUGAGGCUAUUAAUUCGUACGCCUCGGACGAAAGGCUAGGAUUCGCGGAGCCAGCAGCUGGAGUCGAGCUCUACCUAUGCCCCCCUACUCCAAGAAUUGCAGAACUGCUAAAGAAGCACCUGCCCAAGGAAGGUCGUGAGAGUGAUAAUUCUGUGGGAAAUGAACUGAUGGGUGUAGUUGUAUGGAGAAGAGCUCAUUUAAGUGUAUCUCCUAAUGCAUCUUCGUAUCACAAACACCCCUCCAAAAAGCAACCAUUUUCUUCUUCUAAUAGGCUACAACAUUCAUCAAAUGUUAAUGUUAAUAUCCCCGCGCAUCGGGCUUUGGCUCAUGUGUCCAAAAACACGUUGCAUCUGAAGUCUGAACCAGAGGAUGAUGAUGACAUUCCUCCCGGGUUUGGGCCCACAAGAGACGAGGAUGAUUUGCCUGAGUUCAAUUUCUCUGGUGAUUUCAACUCGUCCGCAGCUAGGUUAUCAUCGCGAGAAAUGCAUAGUUAUGAUGAUAAAAUGACGACGACUCCGGUCGAUCGUGUGAGAGAGCUUAUUAAAAAAUAUGGACAAAGUAGUGACAGUGCCGUUACUAUGAAUCGAGCGGAGAGUAGAGGUCUUAGCGUAAAGUCGUGGGAGGACGACGAUGAUAUUCCAGAGUGGUGGCCGGAGGGCCCGACUUGCCUCCCCACUCACCCAAUGGGUUCGGAUUUAGUGUACCAGCAGCCAUUGGGUGGGCUUGUGCAGCCAGCUCGAUGGCCGCGGCCUCGCCAGCACAUGCAUGAUGCGAGAUGGAAGCAACAAUAGUUUGUAAUUUGUUGAUGCGUUAAGUUUUUGGAGAAAGGAGUAUUUUGGCCUUGCUCUUGAGGAAAUAAAACAAGUAGUAAUAAUUUUCUCUCGGUUUGAAGGAGUUUCAUUUCACUUCAUGGAUAUUGUAAUCAAUUUAUCUCCUAAUGUUUUUUCACUAUACAUUAUAUUUUAUGUGCUCAUUUUGAAGUUCAA
Salvia splendens (bonfire salvia) is the source of this 3398-nucleotide messenger RNA. RefSeq lists its product as uncharacterized. Lineage: Eukaryota; Viridiplantae; Streptophyta; Magnoliopsida; Lamiales; Lamiaceae. Gene Ontology annotation, cellular component: nucleus. The transcript is spliced from 5 exons. Gene Ontology annotation, biological process: DNA-templated transcription. The record is from RefSeq and is a predicted model, not a curated record. Bases 213 to 3203 code for a protein of 996 amino acids.